Molecule: messenger RNA, 7866 nt
Organism: Penicillium verhagenii
Lineage: Eukaryota; Fungi; Ascomycota; Eurotiomycetes; Eurotiales; Aspergillaceae
Product: putative cell morphogenesis protein (PAG1)
Exons: 5
Coding region: 1-7866 (2621 amino acids)
Biological process (GO): cell morphogenesis
Cellular component (GO): cell cortex; site of polarized growth
Source: RefSeq, a predicted model, not a curated record
AUGAACUUAAGCUGUGUUCGCUGCAGUGCCAUCCCGCCUCACUCCCUUGCGACCCUGUCAUCCCUUCUCCCACCUUUCACCCGCCCUGUGGCAUCCAAUCCGGUCAAAGCUGCUGGCCCCGGCCAGCAACCAAUGCUGCCCCUCAUCCCUGACGACCUCAAAUCUGCGCCGCACCCUACCCUUCAAUCAGCGACAGAGUGGCGAGGGAUAAGAACAGCACAAUCCACACCCAUGCAUAGCCGUGAAUCCUCUACGGUACGUGGCAGAGCGACCGACCCUUCCGCACUAGCUCCGACUUUACAAGCCCGCCGCGGUCACUCGGGUUCCAAGAGCCCUGACGUGUCAGCCGGUCGGCCUGCAGGAUAUGACGCAGGAUUGGAAAGACGACCGUCGAAUUCGUACGGCCACCACAGACAGACCUCAAUAGUUCAUGGGAUGCAGCACUCACGGAACCCGAGCAUGGCAGGUUCAACUGCCUCCAGUCCUCUGAGCCCGGAGCUUAUCGCGUCGCUCGGUCGUGGUGCACCCGAUGAAGUUGCCAUUCUGCCCUCGAAGCUAGACCAACCGGAUAUUCAUUUGAACCAUCAGAGUCCCGCCGGAGUGCCAUCGACUUAUGGGUUUUCGGGGGCAUUGAGCACCAUUCAAGACACGGAUGCGGAUGAGAGGAUGGAUGGUAGUCCAGCAAGUCUGGUGCAUAAGCGUAUGAAUUCGGGAGGGAAAUUAAGACGGGAUCGGUCCCAUAGUCGCUCGCAUUCGAAACAUCAUUCUGAAUCAAAGACAGUGGGUGAAUAUGCACUACACCAUUUAUUCAACUCGUUCGUUGGCCAAGCCGACAGUAAAAUUAACCAGGCCAUUUUAAAGCUUGGAGAUUCGGAAGCUCCCGUGGAGGAGGUGUGCGGACCUGGAGCGGACCUGAAUUUCGAUCAGUUGAUUUCGGCUUUGGGACAUAUCGCAAGGCUAAAACCCAAGCCUUUGAUUGAUACGAUCAUGCUUUGGCGGAAAGGGAAAGGAGAUGCGGCCAUCACCGCAAGGCAAAUGUCAAACGAGCAGCCAAAAUCCGGGGUAACUGAAAAUGGUGUACUCAUGCGCCGUAACACGGAGCCAACUCAACCUCCCGCUGACCCCACUGCUCCUUCAGCAGAAAGGCCACAGCCAUCACCCUUCCUUGCCCGUCACGACGACGUUGCGCUGGUCGAACGUCGUGCUACCGUCUCAGUAUACCUAGUAUGUCGAGUAUUAAUUGAGAUCUUCAACCAGAGUAGCUUAGCGUCAAUCACGGUUGACAUGGCAGAUCGGCUGGAAGACAUUGUGUUUGGUCAGCUCAAAACGGUUGAUCCUGAUCAGAUCUCAGCGUCCCCGCUGCGGAUGGCAAACUGGCGGAUAUAUGGUCAAUUACUGGGCAUCAUGAGCGAGCUUAACUUCACUUCUGUUGCGAACCGCUUCCUGGUGGAGCUAGAUCGUUACCAAAAGGAAGAAGCAUCCCGAGGGCCAUCACGCGAGGGAGAUGCAAAGUCCGAGUUGCUCAUCCUAGGCAUGAGAUACCUGCGUCUCCCAAUGGCCACAGACAGCUGGCCAAAAGCUUGCGAUUUUAUGCGUUCACUUGCCCGUUUAUUUGUGAAUGCCCACGGACAAAAGAUUAAGCAGGCCUACUGUUACGUGAUUGAGAAACUGUUAUUGCCCGUGGCAGCAAAUCCCAUCUGUGACCUCUCGUUGCCGAGGUGGAAAGAGUUCCUGGACCUGGUCCAACCCCGCUUGGCGCAGUUACUGACUAAACCUCGCCAUUGGAGUGCCGCAUUCUCCUUAAACGUGUUACUGCUCUGUAUAUCAAAUAAGGACACGUUUUCUUCGCAGUGGAUGUCCAUGAUUUCCAGCCUGCCUCCACGACUCAAAGAUCGUCCAACACGUGCCCCGGCUCUACAGGCUAUAUGCCGCCUGGUUUGGACCUACUUCUUUCGCUUUUCUGACUCUCCUACCACAACUCUCCGGAAGGUCGAAGAAGUGGUGAAAAUAGCUCUUCCAACAGGCAGGCGGACCUACCUCAGCGCGGAGCCAAGUAUCGCCGAUCCUUUGAUUCAACUGAUUCGAAUGAUCGGUUUCAAACACCCCGAUGUCUGUUUCCGUACGAUUAUAUUUCCUUUAAUUAAUUCCGACUUGUUCCUCUCGGGUCGAGACCUGAAGAUCGAACAAAUGGAACCGGAGAAAAUGGUAAUCGGAAUCCGAGCCUUCCUUGCAACCAUGUCAGAUCUUGAAACAAGCGACCAGCUCUGCCCUCCUUUCCCAACAGGCUCUCUCCCGAACCCUUUCAUGGAUACCUCAAGCCCAAUCAACUUCCAUCGUCCACAGCUACUCACUGAGCCCAAGUUUGGUGUGAUUUCCGAGAAGUCAGACCCAUCGUCUUCCUGCCCGGUUAAUAUCUCGAGACUGAGUGAUAAUGUCAAAGAAUACUACCUACGUUUCUGUGAGGUUCUUGGCAAGAUUACAAUUCUUUGUGAUAACACAUUUGGUGGCCAGGCAGUCUUGGAUGAGAAGUUUGGCGGCUCAACGCCGAAAACCCCCAUCACAGAGGCAUUUGGGUUCGGGCGACGUGAUGACCAUAUAAAUACGCUGGAUCAAAAACAAGGGUUUUAUGACCUUCUCCACGUGGCCGUGCAAGCGUUACCCCGUUGUCUUUCAGACCAUAUACCAUUUAACUCAUUGAUCAACCUCCUUUGCACUGGAACUGCUCACGUCCAGUCCAAUAUUGCCACGUCCUCAGCAGAUUCGUUGAAGGCGAUCGCCAGACAAUUGCAUGCCCAGCAGGUAACUAUCGGAUUCGCGAGGUUCAUUUUCAACUUUGAUGCCCGGUAUUCCACCAUGUCUGAUGAAGGCAUGCUGGGUCCUGGCCAUAUAGAGUCGACAUUAAGACUUUAUGUCGAGCUGUUGCAAAUUUGGAUUGAUGAAAUCAAGCAAAAAACCAAGGAAGCCUCCUCGGAUCAGCUUGAAAAAUCCAUUUCGGGCAGUCGAGCUCUACACCUUGAUCUGUCAAGCGUCCUCGCUCAUGUGGAAGAGAUUGAGUCUCACGGUCUCUUCUUCCUCUGCUCCCAAUCGCGACGAGUUCGAGCAUUUGCUAUCAACGUUCUACGCCUCAUUACCGAAUUUGAUAGUGCUCUGGGGAAGGAGAACACGCGGAUAAUCAGAAUUCUGGAAGCGAAUUCUUCACAGAUAUUGGAUGUCAAUGACGAGCAGCUCACCGUUGCAGAGAGGAGUCGAAUCCAAAAAGGCAAAAGACGAAGCACUUCCCAAAACACCCUCAUCGAACUCUGUAGCAGCGAGGUCUCAUAUGACUCGACGCUUUGGGCUAAAGUUUUUCCGAAAAUCAUCCGCGUCAGUUUCGAGACAUGUCCGUUUGCCGUAACCCUGGGAAGAGAGAUUGUCUGUGCCCGUCUGGUUCAGAUGCAUAAGCUCAUUUCAUCACUUGCUGAAAGCACGAGAUUCCCGCAAUACUCACCAGUAGAUAUCUACCAACGGGGUCCAAUGGGACGAAGCAAUGUGACUGCGGAAAUUCUGGUCGAACAAUGGAAACUUUACCUUGUCAUGGCCUGUACCACAGUCACUAGCGUGGGCGCUCAAUCCCAAAGUCAAUUGGCGAAUGCUCAGCUUCAUGCUCGCAAGACGUCGAAGGGAGCGCAGCAGUCCCAAGACAAAAUCAGCUCUGCGCGAAGCCUCUUUGCAUUUGUUAUUCCGCUCCUUUCUGCUGAACGGGAUUCUAUUCGAGCCGCUAUCGUGAUUGCCCUUGGUUCCAUCGCCAAAAAUCUUUACAGGACCUUGCUAGAAUCCCUUCAAUAUGCCGUGACAACAUGCAACGAAGAAGCUAAAGUCCGGAUUGGUACCCACCAUCGUACGCCUAGCAGUCCUCGUCGAAACCGAAAAACAGACCGCCUUCGCACUGAAGUCACCCACGUGUAUAAACUCACUUCCCAUUUCCUUCGCGAACCCGAUGUGUGCAACGACGACUGGAUCGUCAAUAACCUGAUCACGUAUGCAAAAGAUAUCCGAAUUUUCCUCAGUGAUGCGGAGGUUCAGAAUGACUGGGAAUUUCAACGGCUGCGAUUUCAUUACUGUGGCUUGAUGGAGGAAGUAUUCGAAGGCGUCAAUCGGACAAAAGAUCCGUCUCGCUGGAUUCCCUUUGAAUCUAGAAAAUCCUCUUUCUCAUUGAUGGAAGACUGGUGUGGUUACUCCCCCAACCAGGCUCACAUCAAUGAACGAGAAGACAAUAUGCGCAAGUUUGCCAUGGCCCAACCGCAAGACGGUGGCGAGUUGCGUAAUGCCGCUGCUGCAAUGGAGAUUGAGAAAAAGAAUCUCCGAGCAGCUGCUUUGAGUGCAAUGGCCUCUCUGUGUGCUGGCCCGAUUAGUAUCACUACAGAAAGUGGAUCGGUGCUUCAAUUUGACGUCGGCCGUAUGCUUUCUUGGAUUGAUAUAAUUUUCAAUACCAUCAGUGAUAAGUGGCAUUCGAUCGGCCGUCGUGCUUUGAAAAACCUUAUCAUUCACAACCAAGAGCAUGCUUAUCUGGUUGAACGAUCUAUCGAGAUGUGCUAUGUGGCUGAGCGACCAAAAGCUCUUGAAAGCUAUUUCGAAGUGGUGACUGAAGUCUUGAUUGAGUACCCCGACUAUCCCCUCCGAUUCUGGAGAAUUCUAGGUGCUGUCCUCGUAACUCUUGGCAAUGAGAAGCGUGAGAUCCGGAUGAAGUCGGCCAAGCUACUCCGCCGACUUGAAGAGCGCCAUCAGAAAAACUCACGGAUUCAAGACUUCGAUAUCAGUAUCUCAGAUAAGACCACAGCUGUUUACAAGUUGGCUCAGUUUGAGACUUCGAAACGACUGGCGGUUCAGCACUCCGACUUGGCAUUCAAUCUGUUCUCCGAGUUUACCCAGCACUUCCGUAAUCUGCGCCCUGACAGUCAACGCAAUAUGGUUGCUGCAAUUCUGCCAUGGGUCCAGACUAUGGAGCUGCAGGUUGAUCCUAAUGGUGGGCCAACCGGCAGGUCUUACAUGCUUCUUGCAAAUCUCUUUGAGAUCACCAUCCGCUGUAGCACCAUUCUGCCAAAUCAGGUCCAGGCAUUAUGGCAAGCGCUGGCCACCGGCCCCCACGGAGGUAACGUUCAGCUGGUUCUUGACUUCAUUAUUAGCCUCUGCCUAGAGCGGAAAGAGCAAAACUUCGUCGAAUACGCCAAGCAGAUCGUUGUAUUCCUGGCAGGAACUCCCGCUGGCUCAAAGGUCAUUGAGUUUUUCAUGCAGCAAGUCGUUCCAAAGAACAUGGUGCAGGAGCGAAAGGAUCUGACUCCGCCCCCACCUGAUCUCGCGAGCUUGCCUUACGUUGCUGACCUAGCGUCGGUACUUCCUGUGGGCAACAAACAAGCCGGUCUUUCGCUUGGACAGGUAGCUCUAAUUUUCCUCGUUGAUCUCAUGGUGGCGCCCGUCACACUAGCUAUGGAGGACGUUAUCAAACUUCUGCAUGUGGUACUUAUUCUUUGGGAUCACUAUACCGUGACUGUGCAAGAGCAAGCUCGUGAGAUGCUGGUUCAUCUAAUCCAUGAGCUCAUUGCUGCUAAGCUAGAGGAUGAUGCGCCUGCAGGCGCUCGACAAUCAAUUGAGGACUUUGUCGAGGCCAUUCGGAAGAGUGACCCAGUCGUUGUCUGGGAGUAUGAGGAGAACAAUGGGAAAGAUGAAGAAGUUGAUGAUCGCCGAGUGCCGCCUGCAAUGGCCGCCGCAACUCGAGAUGUUAUCAAGUUUUUCAGUUAUGCCUAUGAGGGUGUGGGUGAACUCUGGGCCAAGGAGGCGCUGAACUGGGCAACCUCAUGUCCUGUUCGUCAUUUGGCAUGCAGGUCAUUUCAAAUUUUCCGUUGUAUUUCGACCUCAUUGGAUUCACAAAUGCUGGCAGAUAUGCUUGCCCGCCUUUCGAAUACAAUUGCAGACGAAGAAACCGACUACCAGACCUUCUCCAUGGAGAUUCUCACUACCUUGAAAAUCAUCAUCAGUUCUCUGGCCCCGGCGGAUCUCUUACACUAUCCACAACUUUUCUGGACGACGUGUGCUUGUCUCAAUACUAUUCACGAGAGCGAAUUUAUCGAGACACUCGGCAUGUUGGAAAAGCUCCUGGACUCGGUGGAUCUCAGCGAGCCUGCCGUGGUGGCACAGCUUCUUGAGGGACAGCCACCUAAAUGGGAGGGUGGAUUUGAGGGUCUUCAGGAUUUAGUAUUCAAAGGACUUAAAUCUUCCAAGUCAUUCACCCGUACGUUGGAUGUACUCCAUCGCCUCAGUGGACUUGCCAACAACCCUCUCAUCGGAGACGGAACACGACAGCUCUUCACGAUUUUGGCCAACCUGCCUCACUUCCUCGAAUGCUUCGACCAGGAUUUCUCUGAUCCCAAACCCGUCAUGCAUGCUAGUUUACUGGCUCGCGUGGCGGAGAUCGAAGGAUGUCCCCGGCUCGCCGCAUCCUUGUUUGGUUUUGCGAACCAGCAAUACAAGACCGAGGCUGUUUUCCUCGAUCAUAUAAUCACAGAGAUCAAGUCGUACUACUUCCCGCAGCUGGACUUUCAGUGCCUGAUCUUCCUUAUGGGGCUUCUCACCAAUACAACGGAUUGGUUCAGAAUUAAGACCAUGAAGAUUCUCUGUGUCUUGAUCCCUGAGGUCGAUAUGCGCCGCAAUGAAGUUACAUGCCACGGUCCGGAUCUGAUCUCGCCUUUGUUACGAUUGCUGCAGACAAAUUUGUGUCCACAGGCCCUUGAGGUUUUGGACCACAUAAUUACUGUUUCUGGCAAUCCAAUGGAGCGUCAUCAUCUUCGGAUGAGUAUGGCCUCUGCGACUUCGUCGCGUGCUAUACGCAAAGAAUACGAGCGGAUCCAAAGUCUAUAUGGAAUUCCGGAGCCAACAGGCUGGUCAGUCCCGAUGCCUGCGACACAGUCGACCAUGACUCGCCAUAAUGUUCACGCGGUCUUCUACACCUGUGCUGAAGCCGAAGAUAUGAAUCGUCGGGACACCUUGACCCCUGAUGUGGAGUUCCGUGCCGAUGAGUAUAAUGACUCGUACUUCCCAAUGAGGGCCGAUACGAUGAAAUCAAUCGAUACACAAACCGACGGCAACAUAGGUGAUAUUGUCCAAAAGCUGGACAGCUUGGAUGACUUCUUCGAAGAUACAGAUAAUGUUCCAACGCUCAACCCGGUGGCUCCGCCCAUGCUACGAGGAUUCACUGGAAGCUACGUUGACACCAACGCCCAUCUAUAUGACCAGCAAACUGCACCUAUACUACGCAAGUCUCUUGCAAGAACUGGGUCCACCUCUUCCUUCCACAACGGCCUUGCAGAAUCCCGCCCACCCAACUUCCGCUUUGACGCUCCUGGCAUACCUUCCCCAGUAAGCGCAGUGUCUCAAAGUACACUUGGCAUAGGUCUUCGGCCCGUCUCGCACACACGGUCCGUUACUUCACCUGCCAAUAAUCUUUUUGUCCACACUGCUCCGACAGGCUCUCAAACCACUCCUCUAUUGAGUUUCGGUGACUCGGCAUUCCUCUCCGAUGAUGACAUUGAAGAGACACAAUCGGAUUUCGAGGACCGCCCAACGACCGCAAGGCGAGUCCAUCCACCAAUGCCACCCAUGAUCCGCAGCGCAACAGAGGGCGCCGGUUCGCAUUCAAUCGAAUCUAUGAUCCGCAGUGGCAUGCGUCGACUAACCGGCGGCGCGGCCAAUAACCGUGAAAAGGAACGCCAACGCGAUCUCCUUCGUGCCCAACACCGCGCUAUGGUCCAAACUGCAAAUUCUCCCCGUGUUCCCAAAGUACCGGAGGAGUACCUUGCUGGACCAACAAGCCAUCCCACGUCACCAAGAUCCUAG